Molecule: messenger RNA, 3156 nt
Organism: Mesorhabditis spiculigera
Lineage: Eukaryota; Metazoa; Nematoda; Chromadorea; Rhabditida; Rhabditidae
Source: the annotation of a GenBank genome assembly
AUGACGCCGAAGUUUCGGAUCGAGAAGCGUGCUAACAAUCAAUUCCAGUUCCGGGAUGCCAAUGACUGGGCGCUCUAUGAGAUUUUCAAGAGGUGCGAUCCGACAACUGUAGGGCGCUGUGCUGCGGUUUGCCGACGUUGGCGCCGAAUAAUUGAAGAUAAAUAUUACUCCAAGAAGCACGCAAGCGAGCCUCCGUCAACUGCAAGAAUGUUGGCUCGACCAACUGACGUGGAUUUACUCGUCGGUGAUCUUGGUCGCAUUUUGAUAACUGAUCGACGAAGGAUGAUCUUGGAGCGAGUCUACAUGGGCGAUUCACUAAAAAUGUACGAGUUGGAGAGAAGGCGUGAAUACGAGAAAAAAUUUAAGUCGAUCAACUUCGGCAAUACGACAACGCCUGCUCGCUCUCCUCCUCGUUCACCGCCAAAAGCCUUCGUCGAUUCCGUUUAUGUGAAGGACCAAGUUGUUGCCGACACGAAGAGAUCUAACUGGGCCUAUUCUUUCGAUGUCGAGAACUGGAUUGCUGAUUACGACAUACAAGAGGUUGUACUUACAAAUUUCUGCAUGUUUCUCGAGCGAGAAAUCCAAGAAAUGGCCGAGCCGAUAGUGCGACCGCCCAGUUCCCGUGAAUCUUUAGUGCAAGCGACGAAUUUCACUUCUCUGAAUACACCACCAUGGUCACCUGCUCAAUCGCCGAUUUCAAACGGAAUCAUUUCUGGUGCUCAUCCCUCGACCUCAUCCUCCUAUAUGGGGAGCGAGCGAGAAAUUAGUGUCUGUGAAGUCAACAACUGGGAUGAAGAAACGAUGGAAGUGGAACUUCGUAGUAUGUCUUCCGGUCGCGUCGAACGUCUCGCACAAGCACUGUCGCCGAUUUCCCCACUCCAUAUCCACUUCAAGGAUACAACUCGUCUGAUGCGCCGGCCAAUAAGGAUGAUUUUCUACACAAUCAAACUUAUGCGCCGCAAUCUUCGCCGUAUCACCCUCGAAAACCUGUGUGCAGCGGAUCCAAUUGAUUUGGAUAAAUGGCUGACACUCGGUGGACUUGAUCUACUAGUCAUCAAAGAACCGGCUCUCAACUCUGGGCUCAACGUCACCGAGCAGAUACUGUUCAAAUGGUUGCGACUGCCUGAAGCAAAGCGCGGAAAAAUACGCAUAGAGCUCGACAAAUGCCGCGGGCUAACGCCGGAAGGGUUGACGAAAUUUGUCAAGGCAUGGCAGGCUGCUCCCGAUUAUUGCGAAUUUGCCCAUAUACAAAUCGACUGCGAAACGCUUCACCCGGUUGAAUUCUUGGCUUACAUACUGAUGAAGCCAGAAGAACGGCUAUCGGCCACGCUUUUCCGUGAAUGGCAGAACCGAAGGCAGUUGAGCGAGCGCAAGAUUUCGUUUACUAACGAGAAGACUGGCGGCAAGAUACACCUUCACACCACACGACAGCUGAUGACGCUGACUUGCGAGGCACCCUGGGAGCUGGCCCGGCGGAAAGCGAAAAGAGAAACUGGACCGGAUGAACCUGUUCCUGCGUUAAAGUUUAGACCUAAGACGCACAUCUUCGAGAAUCUCUGUAGAUUCCCGGCCAUUUCGCCGUAUGAACCGAGCAUCAAGCUGCCAAUCUCUGAAUGGUUUUGGGUGAAUCUCGACAACUUCCACAUCACCUGCUUGACGAAUCAUACCCUGGAACCGGUCUUUAAACGCCAAUUUAUGGGACUACGUGAUUCUACGCGCCCUGAAAAGUAUAUUCGUGGAAAACGAGCUAUACCGACUCCGCGUCGCUUCGAUUUGAAAAGCCUAUCAGUACAUCUUCUGGUCCUCGACAGUACUUCUCGCACACAAUUUCAACGGCAUAUGCCGGGAAGUUAUGCCAAGAUGCUGGAUAUGGGUUUUGUCGUGUUAAAUGGAUAUAAUAAGGUUGGCGACAACAGCAACGUCAAUUUGCUACCAAUUAUAGCCGACCCUUUGGCCGAAGCAAAAAACUACCCAACCCUCACGAAAGAGGGCGAGAUCGAGAUGGCAAACAUUUUGCCAUACAACGAAUCGAUCAAUCCGGAUACAAUUCCGUUUAUUUGGAAACGCAUGAGCGCUCGAGGCUGCGAAACCCUAUUUAACGAUGACGUUAUGGAUACGCGCCGCGGGAUUCUUCAUUACCCUAGCAAGUACUUUAUGCCUGGCUUUUCGAAAAAGCCAACCGACCAUUACUAUAGGCCAUUUUACACGAAUUUUUACGAGGAGGUGGCAAACAAAUGGAAGAUCUGCUACAACGGCCGGAUGAUGCCCUAUGAAUUUGCCGAUACAUGGGCCCGCUUUGUUCGUUUUACAGCUGACAAAUGCGCCUUUUCAUUUAAUUUUAUUACCAGCACAACCCACGAUAAUCCAAACAACCUACAGGUUUUAAAUGAAUAUUUAUUGGAACGAUUGCGGGAAUUUGAAAAGAACGAGAGUUUGGAAAGCAGUGUAUUGUUGAUAAUGGGUGACCAUGGGCAGCGGGUGCAUGUGGCCACUCACAGUUUUGCUGGUCGGAUCGAGGAACGAACACCUUUUAUGGCCAUUUAUUUGCCGAAGAAAUUACGGAGCACCUAUCCAGCCGAAAUGCAGAUUUUAGCCGAUAACGCGAACCGUUUCACUUCGAAUUUCGAUGUCCACGAAACAUUACUCGACUUAAUUGAUGGGAAAAUCGGCAGUGGGCGCCCAAAUUCGCGUGGCAGCAGUUUAUUUCUGAAAAUCCCCGCCAAUCGUACCUGCCUUCAAAACAAUGUCGUCUCUACGUUUUGUCUAUGCAUGGAAGAGUUGCCAAAAACAGUGCCAAAAAAACCGACGAGUGCUCAAAUUAUUCCACAUAUCAAGAAAUAUUUGCGAGCCGCCAAUUGUCUUGAUGUGGACACAUUGCGUUGUGCAUCCGAUCUGUCUUACCUGACCUUACCCAAAAUGGCCCUAUUGGGUCGGAGAAGUUUACAAGAUGUUGAUGACCAGUUGAAGAAGACGGUGAAGUAUACAUACUGUUUCGUCGAAGCUCGCUGUGAGAUCAAAGCAGCGGGAGGAGGCAUUUACAAACUACAAAUUCAGGUUGAAAACCGACUAAAUUCCAGCGAAUUCACGAUACCUCAUACGCCCCAUUUUCAAGACAAGGAUAACAAGACUGUAUUGUGGGAGCAGAUUUGCAAUGUG